Messenger RNA from Necator americanus (New World hookworm), 1605 nucleotides. RefSeq lists its product as uncharacterized. Gene Ontology annotation, cellular component: membrane. NCBI's taxonomy places the organism in Eukaryota, Metazoa, Nematoda, Chromadorea, Rhabditida, Ancylostomatidae. The transcript has 15 exons. Gene Ontology annotation, molecular function: transmembrane transporter activity. The record is from RefSeq and is a predicted model, not a curated record. Bases 1 to 1605 code for a protein of 534 amino acids. Gene Ontology annotation, biological process: transmembrane transport.
AUGGAAGACAGCAAUUUGGUCGAUCACGAAAACGCCCGUCUCAUCCCUUCCUCAGUACAAAGCGUUGAGAUCGAAGAAAGGGUUACUCGGAAGAAGGUUUUUGCUGUCACUAUUCUUCUCGCUGUGAAUCUUCUGAACUAUAUGGAUCGUUUUACUAUUGCUGGAGUGCUUGGCAGACUGCAAGACUACUUUUAUAUGAGUGACAAAGAGGCUGGGAUGCUUCAGACCGUCUUCAUCGUGUUUUUCAUGAUUUUUGCGCCAGUUUGUGGGUAUCUUGGGGACCGGUACAACCGCAAAAUGAUAAUGAUUACUGGGCUUACAGUGUGGAUAAUUGGAGUUACGUUAUCGAGUUUCGUUGGCCGUGAGCACUUCUAUUGGUUCAUGUUUUUGCGUGGAAUAGUGGGGAUUGGUGAAGCAUCAUACUCAACUGUUGCUCCUACCAUCAUUGGCGAUAUGUUCUACGGAUCGAUGAGAAGUAUCGCUCUAAUGGUUUUUUAUUUUGCUAUUCCAGUCGGAAGCGGUCUUGGAUUUAUUGGUGGUUCAACUAUUGCUCUGUGGACAGGAAGCUGGCAAUGGGGAGUUAGAUUCACCCCAUUUCUUGGCGCUGUAUUCCUCAUUCUCAUCGUUUUUGGACUUGAAGAGCCAAAACGUGGCCAAAUCGAGCAUGCCGAAAUUGAACCAAGCACUAUGUGGGAGGAUCUAAAAUAUUUCAUGAAGGUUCGGACUUAUGUUCUUUCCACACUUGGUUUCACUUUCGUCGUGUUUUGUACGGGUUCUGCGAGUUGGUGGACCCCACUCAUGAUGACCUAUGCCUAUGGAAUUCAACACAACAUCGACGAUGUUCCUAAGGACGAAGUGGCUCACAUUUCAAUUGUAUUUGGAGUGAUUACAUGUUGCGCUGGAAUUAUUGGAAUUAUAGCUGGAUCCACCAUUGCACAGGCUUGGCGAGAAGGUAAUUGGUGCUUCCGUGCUUCGCAUCGUGCUGAUCCAUUCGUCUGCGCUGCUGGUUCAUUCUUUGCUGCUCCGUUCUUCUUUCUAGCUUUGAUAGUAGGCAGUCAUUCGUUGAACUUUGCAUGGGUUUUCAUGUUUCUGGCAGUUACGAGUAUGUGUUUCAACUUUGCGGUUAAUAUGGAUAUGCUCAUGUACGUAAUUAUACCUAAUCGCCGUGCCUCCGCUACUGCUAUUCAAACACUUGUUGGACAUUUAUUUGGUGAUGCAUCUUCUCCAUAUAUUGUAGGAUUCAUCUCGGAUAGCGUAAGAGACGGGGCUGUAACAUCUUCGGCCAAGUACUAUGCACUGCAGUGGGCAAUGUUUUUGCCAAAUGCAAUCCUAAUACUGAGUAUUGCUUGCUAUUUAUGGGCGACUUUCUACGUCGUUGAUGAUCAUCAUCGUGCAAAAGAUGACAUGCAUGUAGAUGAUGAACAAUCCCAUCGUCGAUUGAUUGAUUUCCUGUCAUCAUCAAAAAACAACAAGCAGUUCAGACUUCUCAUGCGUGUCUGGGUACUGGUCUUCUCUUUCUUGUCAUCCGUCACCUUUCUGUUCUUACCCCACGGGUAUGCCAUGGCAGCAGAAAAAGGGCUGUUACUUAACUAUCUAUCUAUCUAA